CUUCCUCCUCCCCUGUCGUCGCAGCAGCCCACACCAAUCCGCCCCAUCACCUCGACGCGGCAAUAGCAAUGUCUCCCGAUGGCGACGCCAACGCCGAGCUGGCGGCUGACGAGCUGCAGAGCCUCAGCUUCGGCUCCUCAGAACGCUCGCGCUCCCGCUCCGCCUCCACCGUCUCCACCGCCACCGCCUCCUGCUCCACCUCCUCCUCCGGUCCCCUCCCGCUCCCGCCGCGCGGCAACGACCCAUCCGCCUCCUCCGCGACCCCGCGCAUUGGUAACGUGGCGCUCUCCGACAUCCGCUUCCUGCGGCGGCUCGGCGCGGGGGACAUCGGCAGCGUCUACCUCGUCGAGGUCAAGGGGAACGUGCCGGCCGGCGCUGCCCUGGUGGCCGCCAAGGUGAUGGACCGGAAGGAGCUGGAGGGGCGGAACAAGGAGGGCCGUGCGCGCACGGAGCGCGAGAUCCUCGAGGCCGUCGACCACCCUUUCCUGCCCCGACUCUACGGCGUCGCGGAGGGGGACCGCUGGUCGUGCCUCCUCACCGAGUUCUGCCCCGGCGGCGACCUCCACGUCCUUCGGCAGCGGCAGCCGCACCGCCGGUUCUCCGAGGCCGCCGUCAGGUUCUACGCGGCGGAGGUGGUGGCGGCGCUGGAGUACAUCCACAUGGUGGACAUCGUGUACCGCGACCUCAAGCCGGAGAACGUCCUCGUCCGCGCCGACGGCCACAUCAUGCUCACCGACUUCGACCUCUCCCUCAAGUGCGACCCCACCGCCCCCACGCCCGCACACGUCAUUUCGGACCCCGUCUCCCUCGCCGGCCACGCCUCCACGUCCACCUCCUGCGCCAUCUCCUCGUGCAUCGUCCCCGCCGUCUCCUGCUUCCAGCUCUUCCCGGGCCGCGGCCGACGGCGCCGGCGCCGGCGCUGGCUCAGCAAGAAGCCGUCGUCGAGUGGUGGUGGCAACGGCGGCUUCCCCUCCGGCGGCGGGCUCGGUCUGGAGUUCGUGGCGGAGCCGGUGGAGCUCCGGUCGAUGUCGUUCGUGGGCACGCACGAGUACCUCGCCCCGGAGAUCGUCUCCGGGGAGGGCCACGGCAGCUCCGUCGACUGGUGGACGCUGGGCAUCUUCAUCUUCGAGCUACUCUACGGCGUGACGCCGUUCAAGGGGUACGACAACGAGAUGACGCUCGCCAACAUCGUCGCGCGCGCGCUCGAGUUUCCCAAGGAGCCCUCCGUCUCGUCCGCGGCGAAGGACCUCGUCACCGCGCUCCUCGCCAAGGACCCCGCGCGGCGACUAGGGGCCACGGUCGGCGCGGCCGCCAUCAAGCGGCACCCGUUCUUCAACGGCGUGAACUGGGCGCUGCUCCGGUGCGCCGCCCCGCCGUACGUCCCGCCGCCGUUCAGCAUGGCGAACGCCAAGGCUGCCGCGGGCGGGGACAACGCCAACGACGACGUGUCGGACGACAGUUGUCCCGGCACGCCCGUGGAGUACUACUAGCCAGACAAGCAAUUCCAGAAGCGUCCAUGCAUGUACGUGCGGAAACAAGCUGCUCUGCCAUCGCCGGGACCCAAUCGGGCACCUCUUGUCCGAGUCCGAGCGGGCACACGUGGUGGGGGACGGGCCACGGCGCAUGGCGCGCACGAGGCGGCAGGGGGAGCAGGGCAAGCAGGCGCUGCGUUGUCGCCUCAAGUGGUUGCCGGCGGCGUGUCUCCGAGGGAGCUCGAUCUCGCUGUUUGGAACGCUGGCAUUUCGUGGUAGCUUUUGUAGAACUACAAUAAAUAUAUUCCAGCCCUGUUUGGAACGCUGGCAUUUCGUGGUUAGCUUUUGUAGAGUAGAAUCAUACAAGGGAUGUGGUAUUUUCUACCAAGUUCUUGCGGGAAUCGUGUGUUCCAAACGGGGCCUGGUAUGUAAUUGUAUCAUGCAUUACUCGCUUCUUGC
Molecule: messenger RNA, 1931 nt
Organism: Phragmites australis (common reed)
Lineage: Eukaryota; Viridiplantae; Streptophyta; Magnoliopsida; Poales; Poaceae
Product: serine/threonine-protein kinase AGC1-5-like
Exons: 2
Coding region: 69-1490 (473 amino acids)
Biological process (GO): protein phosphorylation
Cellular component (GO): cytoplasm; nucleus; plasma membrane
Molecular function (GO): ATP binding; protein serine/threonine kinase activity
Source: RefSeq, a predicted model, not a curated record